Molecule: messenger RNA, 1324 nt
Organism: Cajanus cajan (pigeon pea)
Lineage: Eukaryota; Viridiplantae; Streptophyta; Magnoliopsida; Fabales; Fabaceae
Product: peroxidase A2
Biological process (GO): response to oxidative stress; hydrogen peroxide catabolic process
Molecular function (GO): peroxidase activity; heme binding
Source: RefSeq, a predicted model, not a curated record
ACCAGCAUUCGGGAAGAAUAUACAAGAAGCUAACAAUGCUAUCUUUAACUCAUUCCCUAUUCACCACCAUUUUCUUAGUGCUAGUAAUCCUUCUUCAUCCAUCAAAUGCUCAACUGAGUUCAACAUUCUACUCCAGCACAUGCCCCAACGUGUCUUCCAUUGUGCGCAAUGUUAUUCAGCAGGCUCUGCAAUCUGAUUCCCGUAUUGUUGCGAGCCUAACUCGUCUUCAUUUUCAUGAUUGCUUUGUUAAUGGAUGUGAUGGAUCACUUUUGUUAGACCAAGGUGGCAACAUAACACUGAGUGAGAAAAAUGCAAAUCCCAACAAUAAUUCCGCUCGUGGCUUUGAUGUAGUGGACAACAUAAAGACAUCUCUUGAAAAUUCAUGCCCUGGUGUUGUAUCUUGUGCUGAUAUACUUGCCCUUGCUGCUGAAGCUUCUGUGUCUUUGGCAGGAGGCCCUUCAUGGAAUGUACUACUAGGCAGAAGGGACGGUUUGAUUGCAAACCAAUCUGGUGCCAACACCGCCAUCCCAGCUCCAACGGAAAGCCUGGCCAAUAUCUCAGCCAAAUUUGCUGCCGUUGGCCUAAACACAACUGAUCUUGUUGCAUUAUCUGGUGCACAUACAUUUGGUCGUGGGCAAUGUAGAUUUUUCAACCAGAGACUGUUCAACUUCAGCAACACGGGAAGCCCUGAUCCUACACUGAACACAACCUAUUUAGCCACCCUGCAGCAAAGUUGUCCACAAAACGGAAGUGGGACCACACUGAACAACCUUGACCCUUCAUCCCCAGACACAUUUGACAACAACUACUUCAAAAAUCUUCUCAUCAAUCAGGGCCUUCUCCAAUCAGACCAAGAACUCUUUUCCACUAAUGGAUCAGCCACAAUAGCCAUUGUCAACAACUUCGCCAACAACCAAACCGCAUUCUUUGAAGCCUUUGCUCAGUCCAUGAUCAAUAUGGGUAAUAUUAGCCCCUUAACUGGAAGCCAGGGAGAAAUCAGAACCGAUUGUAAGAAAGUCAAUGGAAGUUAAAAAUGAGAGCAUCUCAUAAGCCACAACAUCAAUAUUUAUAUACUCAAACUAUGUAGUUUUGUGUUAUUUUAUUUUAUUUUAUUUUAUUCCAUGAACAUGGUGCAUACAAUAUUUCAAAAUUGAUAGUCAAGUUUAAUCCGCGAGCUUUGGAUUAUUUGUUUGAUCAUGUGAAGAUAUGGUACGUCAAAAUUGUUGUUUGUAUAUUGAACUACUAGUUUGUUUCCUGACAUGAAAUGAUCUUAUUAUUAUAAGUACUCCUAAUAAAAAUUAACAUGUAUGUAUACUUUUAAUUA